CUAGAUUUCUGUUAACAAUUAUGCCACCACAUUGGUAUCUCUAUAGAAUGUUUGGUUCUUACCUUCUUGUAGUAUAUGUGUUGGUUGUACAGCUUUGACUCUGUAUUGCCUGGCCCUCCAUCCCGGCCAGGGAGCCUGGACUAUCUCUCUAUCCGACAGCCAGGUGACCGUCUCGAAGUUGUCUCCGUUAGCCAGCGCAUCGACCUCUGCACUGUGGACCCCGACCUGUUGGAACUGAUGCAGACCACCUGAGUGGUCGAAGUGGGCGUGGGUGGCGAUAGCCAAAAGGGGGUUCUUUCGCUGCGGGUCGUCUCCAAGCAGACCUUUGGAGUUAAUGUAGUCAGGUAAUCGCGUGUUGGAAGCAGCAGCCCACUCAUAGUGCAGACAUGGCUGGUGGUAAAGGCCGUGGUAUAGCUGCCUUCAGCUUCAACAUAGAAUCCCUGGGCCUCAGCAGGGGGAAUAUGCCUCAGACCAGAGAGGGGCCCAACAAGCUGUAUCCAGAUGUGGAGUUCAAGCCUGUGCCCUUGAAAGAGGGAGAAGAUGAGGACUACAUGCUAGCCCUGAAACAGGAGAUAAGGGGAACCAUGAGACUACUACCCCACAACAUCAAGCCUUUGGCUGGGAAAGGAGAUGUGGAAAGAUACAAGGAGAGGUAUCAGAGGCAAAACAUGUUGGAUGAGGAGUGGACUCCAGACUGGCAGCUUUUUCCAAAAGAGCUGAUGCCUCAAAAGAAAAAGUUGAAUGUAAAACCAGUAGGCGCAAAGAAGAAACCCAUAAAGGUGUCAAGCAAAGAAAAAGCAGAUGUACUCAGUAAAUUAGAUGAACUGGAAAAGAAAGAUGAUGUAAAGUCAGAUGAGGAGAAAGAAGAAAAGAAAACUACAGAGGAAGGAGAGGAGGAAGAAAUUGAAGGAGAGGAGUUGGAGGAGGAGGAAUUAGAAGAGCUGUGUGACGUUGCUGGACAUUGGUGGGAACUGGAACACGCUGUCGUACACAUCAAUCCACAGUAUCCCAAACAUGCGCCAUGGUUGACAUGUCUGGUGAGCAUGCAGGCCAUGGAAGGAUUGAGACCAGGAAUUGUGUACAGAUCCUUGCGACAUGGGGCCUUGCAUUAUGAUGCUGAAACAUGAGGUGAUGGCGGCGAAUGAAUAGCAUGACAGUAGGCCUCGGGAUCUCGUCACGGUAUCUCUGUACAUUAAAAUUUCCAUAGAUAAAAUGCAAUUGUGUUCGUUGUCCGUAGCUUAUGCUUGCCCAAACCAUUACCCCACCAUGAGGCAUUAUGUUACAAUGUUGACAUCAAACUGUUCGCCUGCACAAUGCCAUACACACUGUCUGCCAUC
Oncorhynchus mykiss (rainbow trout) is the source of this 1337-nucleotide messenger RNA. The record is from RefSeq and is a predicted model, not a curated record. Lineage: Eukaryota; Metazoa; Chordata; Actinopteri; Salmoniformes; Salmonidae.